This is a messenger RNA of Penicillium alfredii, 1275 nucleotides long. RefSeq names its product Nif3-like dinuclear metal center hexameric protein. The record is from RefSeq and is a predicted model, not a curated record. The coding region runs from base 1 to 1275 and encodes 424 amino acids. Lineage: Eukaryota; Fungi; Ascomycota; Eurotiomycetes; Eurotiales; Aspergillaceae. The transcript has 3 exons. Gene Ontology annotation, cellular component: mitochondrion; cytoplasm.
AUGUUGGCGCAUUACAAAUUGAUCGGCUGUGGCUGGGGCGCACGUGUGUGGCGCCCUCCAUCGUCAUGGUUGAUUUGCUGCACCAACGCUUUUCCCCGAUCCUUCAGUCGAGAAGUCUGGGGUAUAAAAGAGAAAAGUGUUUGUUUUUCUGGUUCUUGCUCGAUGAAUUGUCUGCGCUCUGUACGCCACUACACAAUGUCUUCAAUCUCUGCGCCUGUGUCCUGCUCGCCCUUCACCAAGGCUGUGGUGAGUUCUAUGCGAAAGCUACAGAAAAACUCGGUGCUCUUGACCAUCGACCUGACGACAGCCGUCGCAGAUGAGGCCAUCCGGCGGCGCGACUCAGUGGUCGUGGCAUACCACCCGAUUAUCUUCCGCGGCCUCAAGGCCAUCACCCUAGACGACACCCAGCAGCGCUCGCUCCUACGGCUCGCACAGCACGGCAUCAGCGUGUACUCGCCGCACACGGCCGUCGACACGGUCCCGGGCGGCAUGGCCGACUGGCUCUGCGACGUGGUAACAGGAUCCUUCAAGUCGACCUCAGCCACCCCGCAACGACCCAUCCCAGAGAGCGCCUCAAAGCUAUAUUCCGAGCCAACAUACCCGCACCCAGAAACCGCAGCAACAACAACAACAACCUCCACAUCCACAUCCACAUCCACUCCGACAACCCCGCACACCCGCAGCACAAUCCACCCCUCCCCACUAUCCUCCAUCCCAGCAGGCCUCGAAACCGCCGGCGCCGGCCGCUUAGUAACCUUCAGCGAGCCGCAACCCCUCCCAACUCUAAUCGACCACAUCGCCCAAGGCGUCGGCCUACCAGGCGGGAUCCCCAUCGCGAUUCCCCAGUCCGCGUCUUCAAUCAACGACCUGCGCAUCCGCACUGUCAGCAUGUGCCCGGGCUCCGGCGCCGGCGUCCUCCUGCGUGCCCCCGGCCCGCUCCCGGACCUCCUCUUCACCGGCGAGAUGAGUCACCACGAAGCUCUGGCUGCUACCGAGCGCGGCUCUGUGGUCAUCUCGCUGGCGCACUCGAAUUCCGAGCGCGGGUAUCUGCGUGCUGUGAUGCGUGCUCGUCUCGCUGAGGAUGUUGAGGACUGCUGGCGGAGGGAUCGCGAGGAUGCGCUUGGGGCGCUGCGCGAUUCUGCGAAGCAGGGUGGGGCUGCGAUUGCGUCUGCGUCUGCGUCGGGCGAGUUGGAUGUUUACUCGGAUGGGGAGGUUGAAGUUGCGGUUAGUAAGGCUGAUCGGGAUCCUUAUGGGAUUAUGGUUUGGCGUGGUUGA